CAUAGUAUGAUGUGCAAAGUGAAAAUAUACUGGUUUUGAUAGAAGGAUCUACAGAAGUGAGACUUGUGAAUGCUGGCAUGCUGCAGCAGAACGGGACUUUUUACUGUGGCUCUGUCACUCAGUCUAAUAGAGAUCAGGGUAGUCAGAGGAAGGCGGGGAUAGGCAACACUCAGACUGCCUCCACUGCUGAGAGCCAGCUCUCCUGGGAGCAGCAGGGAGUGUGUUCAGGAGAGCAUGGAGAGAGCUCGGGGCAGGGGAGGUCUCCUAGAGAUCUCUGCAGCAAGCCUUCUCUGAAAGCGGACUGCAGAGGCGGAGAGGGGAGGGCAAGUGAAAAAAUGAAGAUGGACAGGUUUAUUGAACGGAAUCACUCCAUGAUAAAGUUUUCCGAAGUAGCCCGGGAAGGAAUGCCUCCACCUUCUGUGCAGCGACGACAGGUACAGCACCGAACAGAGGACAGCUCAGCUUGUAUCGGCACUAUCUUCUUGGCUCAGGGCGAGCAGCAGGGUAAUGACCGUCUGUCCUCUGGGGGCUCUGGGUCCCCAUCUAGUCCUGGGGAGGUGGUGUUCCGACGGCUUUAUCAGAGCCAACCUGAUUGCAGCAGGAAAGUUGUGAGCAUGUACAGCUCCUCAUCCAAACUGGAAUCAGUCUUGCAAACUGCCCAGGAGAGACAGAGGAGACCCAAAAGCAUUUGUGUUCUGGCAGAGUUAAAUGCUGCUGAGACGACCCCUCAACACAGCAGUAACAUUAGUGGACUUUUAGAUAUCUUCCGGCAGCGCAGAGCCAAAAAAGCCGAGCUUCGCUUCUCGGAGAGAAUCAAGACCAAUAUUUCUAGGAGGAAUAUACAGGAGGUUCCCUUGAGGUCCACACCAAGAGGGAAACCACGGCCAGUCAGCAUGACCUUCCUAGAGAUAAACAAGCGAGUUUCUUGCGAUGACCUGGCCUCUGACAACUGUCCAAGCUUCAACCGCUCAUCCAGUGACGGGGCCAGCUUCCAGAAGACUGGCUUCCGCUGGAAUUUUUUUAGCAGAGUGGCCAAAGAAGGGGAGAGGUCCCCUCCGCUCAACAGGAAGGGUGACAGCCCCAAGAAGACAUUGGCUUCAUUCCGGAGGAGUCUGAGUUUCCGGAUAAAGAGGGGCCGAGAAAAAGGGGAGAGCGAUGACCAGAGAGAGAGGCUACGUACCAAAAGUGAUGGUGAUGAAACCUUGUAUUCUACACGUCCAUUUUCCUAUCUGACUGGGAGAAGUCUGGCACCCUCUAGGGACAAGGCAGAAGAUGGGGGUAUUCAGUAUGUGAGGUACCAAAGCAAAGGGAAGCUCAAAGUAAUGGAAAUACCAAAUUAUCCGGCCAAGCUUUCAGAGCCCAGCACAGAUGAACCCAGUGUUUGGAAACUGUUGACAAGCCGCUUUAAGAAAAAGGACCAGCCGUCUAAAGACUCCUUUGUGAACAGUCAGGAAUGGACUUUGAGCCGAUCAGUACCGGAGCUUAAAGUGGGCAUUGUGGGUAACCUUUCAAGUGGGAAGUCGGCCCUGGUUCACCGGUAUCUGACUGGCACAUAUGUACAGGAGGAGUCCCCUGAAGGUGGAAGGUUCAAAAAAGAGAUAGUUGUGGAUGGGCAAAGCUAUCUGCUUCUUAUCCGAGAUGAGGGUGGACCCCCUGAGCUGCAGUUUGCAGCCUGGGUAGAUGCUGUGGUCUUUGUCUUCAGCUUGGAAGAUGAGAUUAGUUUUCAGACAGUGUACAAUUACUUCCUGCGGCUCUCCAGUUACCGCAACACAGCUGAGGUACCCAUGGUACUGGUGGGCACUCAAGAUGCAAUCAGUGCAGCAAACCCUCGGGUAAUUGACGAUUCCCGUGCCAGGAAACUGUCCAAUGAUCUGAAGAGAUGCACGUACUACGAGACCUGUGCCACAUACGGGCUCAAUGUGGAACGUGUCUUCCAGGACGUUGCCCAGAAGGUAGUAGCUUUGAGGAAAAAACAGCAGCUGUCUAUUGGGCCCUGCAAGUCUCUGCCCAACUCUCCCAGUCACUCCUCUGUUCCUUCAGCCUCCAUUCCCUCAGUGCACAUCAACCAGGCAUCCAAUGGCGGGGGUGCAUUCAGUGACUACUCUUCGUCCGUUCCCUCAACACCCAGCAUCAGCCAACGGGAGUUAAGGAUUGAGACCAUCGCUGCCUCCAACACACCCACCCCCAUCCGCAAGCAGUCCAAGCGGCGCUCCAACAUCUUCACAUCUCGGAAAGCCAGUGAACAAGCAAAGAGCAUCGACUGUAAAACUGACAACAUAGGCAGUGGAAGAGCCAUACCAAUCAAACAGGGGAUUCUUCUAAAGAGGAGUGGGAAGUCUCUGAACAAAGAGUGGAAGAAGAAAUAUGUAACGCUGUGUGAUAAUGGUGUCCUGACUUACCACCCCAGCUUACAUGACUACAUGCAGAACGUCCAUGGGAAAGAGAUUGACCUGCUGAGGACCACUGUGAAGGUACCUGGGAAGAGGCCUCCACGAGCUGUGGCCACCACAGCCCCAACAGCCAGCCCCAAAACCAAUGGAUUGACCAAGGACCGCAGCAACCUGCAGCUGGCCACUGGCACCACUGGUGCCCCUCACUCCAACAGCAGCGGGUCCCUGCAGUCCGAGCGCUCAGUCAGUGGGAUCAACCUGGUGGCCUUCAGCUCCAAGCCCGAUGGAAUGCACCAGCGCUCUUUCUCUGUGUCUAGUGCUGACCAAUGGAAUGAGGCCGUCAUCAAUACCAGUGUCAGCACCGGGGCUGCUAAUGGAACUGCGGACUCCCUGAGCUCCAGCCCCAAUGUGUCGAGUACAACCAGUCCUAAACUGGAGCCUCCACCUUCACCACAUGCCAACCGCAAGAAACACAGGCGGAAAAAGAGCACCGGCGCUACCAAGCCUGAUGGGCCAGCCACUGGAAAUGAAGAGCAAGAGGAGUCGUUUGAGUUCAUGAUUGUGUCGCUGACAGGACAGAUGUGGCAGUUUGAAGCUUCCACGUAUGACGAGAGGGAGCUGUGGGUCCAGGCCAUUGAGAGCCAGAUAUUUGCCAGUUUACAAUCCUGCGAGAGCAGCAAAAACAAGUCUCGGUUGGGCAGUCAAAGUGAUGCACUUGCCAUCCAGUCAAUCCGCAAUGUGCGAGGAAACAGUUUCUGUGUGGACUGUGAAGCACCCAACCCGGACUGGGCUAGUCUGAACCUGGGGGCUCUUAUCUGUAUCGAGUGCUCGGGGAUCCACAGAAACCUGGGCACACACUUGUCCCGUGUGCGGUCACUGGACCUGGACGACUGGCCCGUAGAGCUCAGCAUGGUGAUGACUGCUAUCGGCAAUGCCAUGGCCAACAGUGUGUGGGAGGGCUCAGUGGAAGGCUACACUAAACCAGGGAACGAGAGCAACAGGGAGGAGAAGGAACGCUGGAUCCGGGCGAAGUACGAGCAAAAGCUCUUCCUGCUUCUACUGCCGCAGUCGGACGUGCCACUGGGCCAGCAGCUGCUCCGAGCCGUCGUGGAGGAUGACCUGCGGCUGGUGGUGUUGCUCUUGGCCCAUGGCUCCAAAGAGGAGGUUAACGAGACCUAUGGUGAUGGGGACGGCCGCACUGCACUCCACCUUUCUUGUGCCAUGGCCAACGUGGUCAUCACACAGCUCCUGGUUUGGUAUGGCGUGGAUGUGAAGAGCCGGGAUGCUCGAGGGCAGACACCAUUGGCCUACGCACGGCGAGCAGGCAGUCAGGAAUGUAUUGACAUCCUCUUGCAGCAUGGUUGCCCCAACGACAACCUCAUCCCAGUUCCUACACCUAACUUGUCCCGCAGAAAUACCAACGUUAACAACAACUCCCAGUGCGAGCUGAACCGCAGUGCCAGUGUCAUCUAGCCCGGGGAGAGAGGGCAAAGUGACACCAGCCAUAUGUUACACUGUAUUUCCUGCCAAGUUCUUCCCUACCUAACCUUUCCCUCCUCAUUAGCAGACUGGGUGUGCAUGACUGAAAAGUGCUUCCAUGGCAACAGGAAGUGGGUACCAGUACUCAACUGUAGGCUGGAAGCACACAGGGGCAGCAAGGGCUCAGGGGGGAUAACGUCAGGAUUCCCUUUAUUCUUUAUUCUUGUACCUCCCUUAAGGAAAGAAAACGUCAGUUGAUUUACAAAACCGAACACCCCUCCUUUUUUUUAGUAACAGCACACAGAUGGUGACAAGGGAAUAUGUGGCUUUGUUUGGUCAGGAGCUUCCUUAAUUCAAAGGUUCACCGCAGAUGUAGCUCCAGGCUCUGGUAAUUUUUUUUUCAAUUUUUUUUGUGUCAUUUUUAUAAUUAUGCCCGAGCCUAAAUUUUGCAAAGAUUUAAAUAAAAGACAACUACAAGGUGUGGGAGUAUGAAAGAAAAAUGCACAAUUUUUUAAUAGGAAUUGGAGAGAAAUGUCUCCACACUACAGGCUUCAGCCAAAUAACAGUGUUACUGAGUUGUGGUUUAGGUUUCAGCUUUUUUUUCAACUCAGUUUAUUUUAUUCAACUUAAUCUUUUGUUUUUCUCCUCUCCGAUGUUUGGCAGCGUACAAAAACUCUUCUUCAAGCUCACCAUUGUUGUAUAGGACUAACACAGUACUGCACUGGGACAGAAGACAUUUUCCGGUCAUGUUUGAAGCCGACGCUUGCCCAUAUACUAGGGCUUUACUUAUCUGUGUUGAGGUCUGUAAGACAUCAGCAUCUACUUUACACUACAGCUUUAAUGCAAUUCUGUGCUCUCCGUUGUCUCAACAGCUUCCAAGCAUUGUAGUGAUCAUGUAUUGUUUUUCAUUGCUAUUGUUGCCUUAGCUAUUUGCCUUUUUUGUGGCUUAGAUGGACCUGGUCCAAAAUGCCAGUUUUCAUUUUAGAAGUAUUCCUGUGCUCUAUAGAAGACAAUGGACUUUAAAAGAGCCCCAUGGUGGAGUGGGUCCUAUAGAUUGCUUUUUAAAAUAUUUUGGUCCAGUAUCCAGUUAUGUUUUGAUUGUGUGUUUGUUUGUUUUUCAGUACAUAAUGCGUUUACCCAUUUAAGGACCCUGGUGGUUGAAACACUUUAAAACCAAAAUGCUAAAGAGUCUGCUCAUGCAGUUGCAGUAUUUUUUAUAAUGCACUAUAGCAGAGUUUGGUCCUUAGUUCUGUGCAAAAAUCUGAGCCCCUUUCACACUUUUUUCUAGUGCCCAAAGCCAUAGGUUCUUCUUUCUGUCCAAAAAUGAUUAGGUGGACAUGCAUCUUUCCUGUGAUUGUUGGCCUCCAUGGCCUCCUGUUCUUACAAAUUUGUAUAAUGUGUCAUUACAUCUGUCUUCCAGCUGUACUUUUAAAACCAUUUAAGACCAAAGCAAAUUCAAACAUAAAGUGUGAAGCUUGUAAUCAAAAGGAAUUCUCCAAAAAUAAUUUAAUGCAACACUUUUGUGGCCACAAGACUUUAAUAAGGGGGAAAGUAACAGCUAAAAUAAGCUUUUCUUGCACUUUAUUUUUUUUUGUACUGUACAGGUCACCCUUCAUACUGAGAAGCAGGUAUUGUGAGGUUAACGUCUAGAGAAGAAAUUAAACCAUUGUUAUGACAUAAACUGUCAGAACAAACAGAAUGUUUUUUCUUUUGCAGGCAGUGCUAACACUAAUUAAAAUAGAUGGAAUAAAACUUUUAAAUGGUUUCCAAAAGCCUGUGCUUAAACACUAAAUCUAAUGCACCACAGUUCACUAUCUUAUAGUAAUUUAAAUGCUUAUUGAAUGCCAGCUUCAACUAGUAAAUAGUCGAAUAAAAAAAGUAUAGUGUCUUACUCAACUUACAAAAUAUUGUUUUAAUGAUCCAUUUAGUUUUAACAGUUCUUUAUUUUUUAGUAUUAGUUUUUUACUUUUCAAAAGUGCAAUGAACUUUACAUUUUAGAGAGAUGAAUAUAUUAUUUUUUACUGUAGUUGAUUCAAGUCACUGGCAAUUAUGUGUGACCCUUAUCAGAUCAGGUUUAGAUUUUGACUAUUCUAGUAGCAUGUUUCUGUUUUUGUCUGUUUUCCAGUUCAAGAGUAUAGUUUAAAAUGUUUUUUUUUCUUUUUGCUUACUAUCCAUUUUGUUUUGAAUUAUAGGAUAGUUAGAUCAUAAAAGCAUGCCCAGUUACUGUACAUUUAGAAGCUUGUAAAAGUGACAUCCAUCACUGUUUUGAAACAAAUUCUAGAUUAAAGAUGUUAUUUUCACAAGUCACAUAUUUCUGCACAGAACUAUGUAGACUUCAAUACUCUAACUGUACAUAAAGGGAAAACAUAAACCUUCUGUGAUAAUCCUGUUGGUUAGAAUCUCGUUACAGAUUUGGGGCCCAUUUGUCUCACCAUAUUUAACAGUGUUAGAGAGCAAAAGGCUGAUACAUUAGCUAUUAACUCUAUUAACUCAUGGACUGUUCGAUGUCUUUGCAUCCUAAAGGGGUUUUAGCGAUUUCCAAUGAUCUGUUUAACCUGCAGUAAGGUGAUGUAGUUUCUUACUGUACAGAUUUUUUUAUUGAAAAGAGCAGUGGGUUAUUUUCUACAGAAGCAACUAAAGGUAGCCAUUUAUCAAGUAGAGACCAGUUGGCCUUAUAGUCAGUCUUGUAGUCUGAGACCAAGGCUGUUUAAUGUCUAAUGCACUGUCCUGCUGUGAAGCGUAUGGGAAGAGCAUUCUUGGCAACUAGGGGGCAAACCAAUAUGUCUCAAAUAAGAAAAGUGACUUAAUUAAUGAAUAAUUAAAUGACCAGUCUUGUGGCCUUAGAGUUACAGGCAAAAUCUGGAAAAGGGGAUUGUAAAAUUUCUGUGUUGCUAUAUGCUAUAGUUUAAAUUGUAUUUGAGUUCCUGUGCGGUCAUCCUUCAAAGAUGCCUCUAUGCUUCUUGAAUUGCAAAAUCCAUAUUAUAUGAUGCAAAAUUGCAUUUUUAAUUCUGACUUUAUCCCAAUGGUGAAUGCUGAAUUUAAAUUUUACCACUUUGCUACAAAUCACAAAAAAAAUUCUAAGGAGACUUAUGUCCAUUAUUGUCCCACUUUUGAAAUUUACGUCUUAGACAGGUAAAACUCAUAACACAAUACAUUAAGCACAUGAACCCGUUAAUAAAUAAGAAACAUACUGUACAUGUAUGGUGAGAAAGAAAAUAAAUAUUUAAAUAAAGUAGAAACUACAGUUGUCCAAAUUAAGCUGGUUAAUAGCUGGUUUAGAACUUUUUAACUUUAAAGUUCUUUGCACUUAAAUCUAGGUAGUCUAAAUCAACACCAUGAGGGAAGGAGCUCAAAAGCUCACUGUGCAAGGGGUGGUCAUGACAGACAAUGAUUUUAUUGGCCUUCCACACUAUUUAUUUGACGUAGAUGUAAUUUUGUUGGUUGGCUUCACUAUCCUGCUCACUCUGUAUUUGCGUGUAUUAAGGUUACCGCAGUGAAUGUUAAGACUGAUUCAAAGACAGACAGUUCUGUACAAUUAAAUCAUCAUCUUACUACACACAUUAAAAGAGUGGAGCUUUUUCAAAAGAACAAUUGCUGUUGGCUCUUCAUACGUAUGGCAUCUGCAUUUUCGUCAAAGGUUAGCUGAAAGGGUUGCAGUGUUUUCCUGACCUAUCUUGUCAGAUCUAGCCAGCUUAUAGUUUUAUCUGGUAGUUCUGAUUUCAAGUUUUUGAAAUAUUUGCCAGCCACCUCUGGAGGUGCCUCAUUUCUGGGUUGCCAUUGCAGGGUAAGAUUAAGGCAUUCUGCACAACUAAAAUGUUCUUACCUAUAGUAUGCAACAGAUCUAAUGUUUCAAAACAUAAUUCUGGAAUUGUGUGCAUGAAGAAUAUAAUGAGAUUAGUUUUUGCUAAGAAACAUAUGCGUAUGUGUGACACCGAUAUGCCAAAUACUCAGGAUCAUAUGAAGGUUGUCUAGGUUAUUGCCCUGUUUUUAUUAGUAUAAGCUGUCUUUUUGUAACUCAGCAAGGUCGACAUUUUGGUGACUUAUUACAGGAUGAAUAAGGAAUCUGAAAACCUUAACCAAAGCUAUGAUGCUCUUUGAUAAAUGUUACUGGGUUUGCAACUUUUUUUAGCAACAUCAGCACACAGCAUAUAAUAUCUGUUGUAUCAUGAAGGUUUACAAUGUGAUGCCAUGACAACAGUUGUUAUCUGUUUUAAGCAAAAUAAAUUCCAUAACACAGAAGGAUAAGCACUCACUACAUUAAUAAAGGUGUUUGUAUUUUAUUUUUGUAAAAUGGAGAAUUCUUUGUGUGUUUUCCCAAAGAUUUGCUCCAGUGCAUUUUUUUCCAGAAAAGGGUUUUUAUUGCAUAAACUUUUGAGUCAUUUUUUAUUAUUUUUGGAGAAAUUCUGCAGGUUUGAAGUUCUUAGAUCUUUAUUUGUCAAAAAUAUUAUUUUAAAACUUGAAUCGUGUAUAUGCAUUCUCCACCAAAGUGGUACAUUUUUAUAGUUUUCGGGUUUUUAUGUUUAUCAUUUGUUUUACGAUAGAGUACAUGCAAAUUAAUGCAUUUGAGUAAAGAAAAUGUCCUAGUCAAGUUUUUAAAAGUCUUUUUUCACCAUAUGUAUUACAACACUUCAAAUUCAAUAUUGCCCUGUAUCUUACUGUACUGUAUAUUAUAGAGGUUAACCUCUAUGUUUCAGUUGCCAUAUUAUCCAAAUUUGAAGCUGUGCAUGUAGAAGAGAAAUUAAAGUACCAGUUGAGAAUUUGAGAAGGUUUGAGAUGCAUUUAAAUAAAAAACAACUGCACAUUUUUUUCAAACACUUGAAAUCUGUUAAUCGGCCAUUUAAAAUUGACAUUUGGAAUGGAACAUCCAUGCUUACUUGCAAAGUUAUGUAAAAUCCCAUAACACUUUCAUACAAAUGAAUGCACUAGCCUUUGAAAAUAUCAGGGAUAUGCACUUUUUCAUACAAGUCAUUGUUACCUAAAUCCAUCAAUUUAAUUUUCAGUAUGUUCAAAUAAUUGGGGUGUGGUAUCUAAAGUCUCAAGUAAAAUACUGCCUUAGACCUGAGCAAAACAAUACUUGCAUUCUAGGAUACCUAAUAUAGCACCAUAUAAUUAUAGUGAAGCAUAAUAACAUUUUAAGCCAUUGCUAAACUGUAACUACCAAAAUAAGUGUCGUUUCUAAAUAAAAUAACCUAUUUUAAAAUAAUGUUUAAGAAUUGCUGGGGUAUAGGAAGAAUAUGGAACUUUUAUUCUCUAACAAUUAAAAUCUUUUUAAGUAGUUGACCACGUUAAUGGCACACAAAGUAUAAUUUACACUGAUAAUUUGGAGCCCGAUUUUUUUGGUGAAUUCAGUGAAACAUGAUUGAUAUAACAAAGUAUCUCUUUACACCACAGUAUCCAAACAGGCCUGGAAACCUAUGCUUCUUUCAUUGUUAAUAGCCAUCUCUCAACUGAAAAGUGCACAAUAGUACAUCUCUGAAAUGUGAUAACCUGCUGCAGCCUUGGCCGUCGAUACAGUAUCUGCACAAAGAGAUAUAUUCCUGCACUGUGUUGCCAAUUCUGUUGUACUUGUGUGAGGGUUUGUGUGAAUGUGGGCCUGUGUGAGUAAUUUUACUGAUUGUUGUGAAUGAUUAAAUAACCAUGUGUACAGUUGUAUAACAGGUUAGAAACAAAAUAUUGUAGUAUAAGUGCUUUCCUCCUGUACAGAUAUUUUAGCAACAAGUAGUAAUUACUGCACCCAGGACUUGCUUUGAAAUCCCUUUAGCCUAUUCACAGUGGAAAAUCCCAAAAUGCUGUUUUUUGGAGCACUGAAGGUAGGGGCGGUAUAAGCAUGCCAUAAUCAGUGCUGUUAUUCAUCCAAAUAUCUCAAGGCACAAAAGUAAAAAUGCAUGAUUGGUCGUUUUCUUCUUACAUUUUGGAAAACAGCAUGCUCAAUGAAUCAGAUAUAAACCAAAAACUGAUGCUCGGGUGUGCUGGUGAUGGAGAAGACCUCCAGAGGCACAUAAGCAUUCUCCUAUUUUAAGGAUUUUACCCCCAUUAAGCAAAUCAUGAGUGUAGAAAUCAUGGUCAGCAUGCUUGUACUUUUAAGUGAGGGUCUCCCAGCAAAGCUCAGGCUGUCAGGUAGGUUGCCUUCACAUUCUGUACAUUUUUGUCAUUUUCACAUCUCUGCUUUAUCAUAUGCAUUUGCCAGACUGGGUGUUGAAUUUUGCUUUAGGGACUGAUGCCUCAUCUACAUCCAUUUCUAAAGAGGUGCUAGCAAAUGCAGAUAUCACAUGAGGACUGCUUUCUGAUAAAAGAAAAGCACUUGGUAUACAAAAGAGCAGAUAGAUAUAUAGCCAUUGUUGUAAGUGUGAAAAGUAGGUAUAGUUGCCAUUAUUCCUGAGAUAAGAUGGCUAAUGUAAGUGGAAUAAAGCAAUGAAUUAUCACAACCAAGUUGUGUAAGGGAGUUUCCAAGCAAGUCUACUGGAGGGAUGAUAUUUUUUUGGGGAAAAAGUACCUUAAGCAGAACAUGUCACUCUCAUCCUAUCAAAAUUUCCUGUGAGUCUUCCUGUCCUUUAUACUGCUUACAAAUGAUGGGGUGAAACAAGAAAUAAGAUAUGUUCUACAACAUCCCUGUAUUUUCUGAUCAUUGUCAAUGGUCCCUUAAUUCUUAGGGAAAAAAGAUAUUUUAAAAAAUAAAUGGGUGGCUCAAAAAGCCCCAGAGGUUUGGAAUAGCUCAGUUUAACUGCAUUUGAAAAGGGAAUGAUGCAUGGGAGCAUUGCGGUGAAGGAUUGGAGUGUUUCUUACCCUGUGAUAUUAAAAGGAAACAGCCAACCAAACUAUUUGCGGGAGCACUUUCCCUAAAAUGUAGCCAUGCUAACUCCAUAUGAUUUUAUGUUGUUGAAGUUGUUCUAAUUUGCUGUAUUUUUAUUUUUUUCUUAGUAUUUGGGGUUUUAUGGAUAUGUUCCAAUGCUUAUACAUUGCCUGACUUGUGAGGUACUUCAUGUAUUAUAAUGUACAUUUGAAAUAUUUAUAUUGCAGUAUGUAAAUAUUGUUCUGAUUUUUUUUUUUGUGCAUUUAAAAAACACAAAGCAAGGCAAAAGCAAAAAAAAAGCUGCUAUGUGCUUGGAUGACUGUUGACUGAUAAUAAAUGCUCCAAUAAAGUAAUGUAGCUGUACCCAAAUUGUGGGGAUAAGAAAGUUUGUGCCUGCAGUU
This is a messenger RNA of Lepisosteus oculatus (spotted gar), 11060 nucleotides long. It is a transcript of the gene agap3, whose product is annotated as ArfGAP with GTPase domain, ankyrin repeat and PH domain 3. NCBI's taxonomy places the organism in Eukaryota, Metazoa, Chordata, Actinopteri, Semionotiformes, Lepisosteidae. Gene Ontology annotation, cellular component: nucleus. Gene Ontology annotation, biological process: activation of GTPase activity. The record is from RefSeq and is a predicted model, not a curated record. Gene Ontology annotation, molecular function: GTPase activity; GTPase activator activity; protein binding.